Molecule: messenger RNA, 780 nt
Organism: Brettanomyces bruxellensis
Lineage: Eukaryota; Fungi; Ascomycota; Pichiomycetes; Pichiales; Pichiaceae
Exons: 3
Coding region: 1-780 (259 amino acids)
Source: RefSeq, a predicted model, not a curated record
AUGCCGUUCAAUUACGAUAAGUUCCUCUUAUUCGGAGACUCUAUCACUCAAUUUGCAUCUUCCAUAACGAGGGGUUACUGUUUGCAGCCAGCAGUUCAGGAGGCUUACAUGAGGAAGCUCGAUGUGAUUAACAGAGGAUAUGGUGGUUACAACUCAAGCCAUGGUAGAGUUAUUCUUCCACAUGUUUUAGAAGCUGAAGAUACGGAACAGACCAAGGUUAAAAUUAUGACAAUUUGGUGGGGUACCAACGAUGCUGUCGAUACAUUUCAGCAUGUGGAUAUCGAAAAAUAUGAAAAUAAUAUGGAUGAAAUGAUUCGGAUGGCGAAAAAGAGAAAUAUUGCAGUUAUUGUUAUUGGUCCAACUCUCCAUGACACCUACGCAUACACAGAAUUAUAUAAGCAGGGAGUUGUCGAGUUUGCAGACACUGCAAAAAAUUCAACUAAUAAGAAAUACUCUGAAGUGGCCAAGAAGGUGUCUAAGGCUAAUGGUGUGCCAUAUAUCGAUCUUUGGACUUUAUUUUUGGAAUUUGGCGGAUGGGAAGAUCUACAGGAUGUCGAUAACUUGAAUUCCAAGGACUAUCCAAAAAUCAAGGAACUACUAAUUGAUGGUAUUCAUUUACAACCUCAAGGUUAUAAAAUUCUCUUUGAAAAUCUUCAAAAAGUUAUCAAAGAGUUUUACCCAGACCUAUACUUUGAAAAUAUACCGGAGCAUUUAAUUGCCUGGGACAAAAUCGAUAAUAACGAUAUGGAGAACUCUAUAUUUUCAGUGGAGAGGGACUGA